This is a messenger RNA of Carassius auratus (goldfish), 2543 nucleotides long. RefSeq lists its product as uncharacterized. Lineage: Eukaryota; Metazoa; Chordata; Actinopteri; Cypriniformes; Cyprinidae. The transcript has 3 exons. The record is from RefSeq and is a predicted model, not a curated record. The coding region runs from base 974 to 2242 and encodes 422 amino acids.
UGAACUUUUAAUUGUUACAAUAAAAAUAUAUACUACUAUAAACACUAAACUAUUAACUUUCAGUACUGAUACAUUCUGAAUUACCUAUAACCCAGAUAAAUAUAUAUUAAUUGUUUUACAACACUAAAAUUCUACUUCGAACAUCUAACGUACAUCAGUAAACAAAAAAGACAUUGGAAUACAUGGAAGUUCAUGACAGCAAGGACAAAAGUAUAUUUUAUUUCAUCAUGUAUUUAUUAUUCUUUAGAAACACUUUACACAGAUACAUUGAAAAUAUUGUGCCUUAAUACCCCAGUGAGCAAGCCAGAAGGCAACAAUGGCAAGGAAAAACUCCCUCAAUUAGUGAAAAGGAGCACCAGCAGAGUGGGAUAGUGGGCAAGCCAUCCUCCUUUGGCUGGCAUCUAAAUUUGCUGCACAUAGGCUAAAUAUAAUACAAGCCAGUGAUAAUAUCAACAACAGCAGUAACACAGACUUAACAGACAAUUUCAUCAUACCAGUAUCAUUGCUAUACAUGUCACUCAACUUUUCCAUGUUUACCACACAAAAGUUAUAUUUACUAAAAUGAAUAAAGAAUUAAUUCCAUAAAAUAUCAUUGUCAUUUUUCUUUAUUUCACAAUACUUAUAGAUAUCUAUAGAAAACUAUACAUAAAUCAGUGUAUUAUUUUUACCUGCCUAUACCACAAAUAGAUAACAGGCAAAAAUCAAAUGUAGUGUAUUGACAAACAAGCCAAUUAACUUACAAGUAUGAAUCUAUCCACAACUUACCACUAAAGACCUUAAUCAACUAAUAAACUUAAAAUCAACAUCAACGAAUGACACACUCCAAUUAAUUAACUAUGAACCAACUAAUUAGUAAUGGUACAUUCCCAAUCAAUUGUGAAUUAUGUUAAAUACCAGAGUAUCCUGCGAAGGAUUCCAUUAGAUUUUUUCCACUGUAAGAACAGAAAUAUUGAAAAACAAAAUUGAGAGAAAAAUGAACCAACUUCCAGACUCAAUUUCAGGAUACGUGCAUUCUGUAUCACCCAUAAAACUAUCUAAAAUUAAUAGCAAAUACUUCACCGCUUCACUACAAACUGACAGGGACACAUACCACCACACAGUCAUCUUUCAGUGUAAUCAACAAACCUCAUGGAACAAUGCUGCAAGGAACUGCUCCGCAAUCAAACUCAUGAAUGCAAAGAAAGUUCCAAACAGCAAUGACACAAAAUAUGACAUCCAGAGUACCAGCUCUACAACACUCGAAGUGACUCAAGUACCAUUCCCCCAUAAACCCCCAAAGCAACCACACCCCUCCACCAUUGCCGAAAUGAAAACCCUAGAUGCACAGCAUCAUAUCCCCACACUAAAAGCCAAAGUAACAAAGAUCGAGUCUGUUAAAAAUGUGUUUUUUAACAAUACUGAAGCAGAGGUAAUGAACUGUUGGAUAACUGAUGAAACCGGAGGAAUUCAAAUUGCCUUGUGGGACAACUUCAUUACUGAGGUCUAUCAAGGAAAUUCAUAUAACUUUACGAACCUGAUGACAAAAAGGUAUCAACAAAAAACCUUCUUACAAUCAACCAGACACACAACAAUUACACCUUUAAAAAUUCAAAUUUCUACUGGACCACUUCAUCAAAUGUCUGAGGAUGAGAUUUCUCCUCACAAAAACAUCACCUCUGCUUUACAAGGUGUGCAAAUUAAUAUCAGUAAACACUGCCCGAAGUGUGCUACUCUUCAACAAGAUUUUGCUCCACAAUGUGCUUUCCACCGCUGCACAAAGUGCAAAAUGUUAAGGAGUGGCACCGCUUACGUCACAAAACUUGGUGGCAUUUUGGAAUUUAAAGAGAACAAAACUGAGCUCUCUUUAACCAUGUCAAAUUCCAUUUUGAAGAGAUUUUUAACACCACUACUUGACCUGGGCAAAACCGAUGCACAGGACAUCGAACAGAUGUUCCUGGCCAUGAAAAGUUUAACAGUAACAUUUACACAAAACAUGCAGGUUCUACAAAUGCAAGAAACACCCAACGACGAUACUGAUGAGGAGCUUCUUCACAUUGAAGAAACUCAAUUGUCACCAGAACCUGCUGCACUUUUUAUCCCGCAAAAAACUGCAGUAAAAGAAACCAAACAUUCAAACGAUGAACAGUUUCUUCAAAUUGUAGAAACCGAAUCGUCACAAGAACCUGCUGCACUUUUCAUGCCACAAAAAAGACCUGUAACCGAAACCAAACAUUCAUGUAAAAAAACAAAGUGUGAUACAUAGACUUGUGAUAAAUUUAUACAACCUGUAUAACUUGUAUUUUCUUGUAAAAAAAAAAUACUAUAGGGGUUUACUUUUCAAUGGUUAAAAUGUUUAUUUUCCCCCCCAUAUCUAGUUGCUAAAAUUUGUAAUGGAAAUAUACGUUGCUGUAAAAAUAUGAUUUAAUUGUGAAGCUUUCUUCUACUUGAAUAAAUGUUUAAGUUUUGCAACUAUACAAGAUGCUUUCGUUAUCAGUAUUUUACUUUUGAUUGUUCCUUUUUUCACCCAAAUGUAUUUCCUUCUAAAUAAAUGCAAUACAACACUA